Molecule: messenger RNA, 3160 nt
Organism: Cavia porcellus (domestic guinea pig)
Lineage: Eukaryota; Metazoa; Chordata; Mammalia; Rodentia; Caviidae
Gene: Kcnk13
Product: potassium two pore domain channel subfamily K member 13
Exons: 3
Coding region: 1095-2312 (405 amino acids)
Biological process (GO): stabilization of membrane potential; potassium ion transmembrane transport
Cellular component (GO): plasma membrane
Molecular function (GO): potassium ion leak channel activity; outward rectifier potassium channel activity
Source: RefSeq, a predicted model, not a curated record
GCCUCCUCAACACCCACUCCCGGGAUAUGCGCACCGGGGUGAGAGCUUCGCCGCUCAGAGGUUGGCCUGUUGAGCGCUAGGGAUCUGCUGGGGACACCAACGGCGGAGGCGGCCGAGCGCUCGGGAAGCAGGUGACGGGGUGGGGUCGCUGCGGCUGGCAGCAGCGCGGUUCCACCUGUUGCAGCGUCGGAGCGCGCAGACCUCCACUCCCCGCCCCAUUUGGCAGGGCCCGGCAGAGCCUAGCCCGACCCAGCCUUGCCAAGCGAGGAGGGGGCCACGGGGUACUCCUGCCAGAGCACAGUGGAGUGCUCCCCGCGAGAUGAGACUGGAGCACAAGUGACACUGAGAGCCGGUCUGCUGCUGCUGGAUGUCUCGCAGCGUGGGCGCCGGGCAGAAGGUCCGAGACCAGCGCAGCUCAGCUCAGCGCGGUACCUCGAUCCUGCGCUAGCUCCGGACCCGCUGCUGCUGCUAAGCCCCCGCACUCCGGAUGGUGACUCGAGAGACCCUUGAUUCCAGGCGACGUCGCCACUAGGACGCACCGCCGCGGAUCCAUGUGGGGAGGAAACUCCGUAGCGAGCGGACACCCCCGCGUCCUAGCCAUUGCGGUUUAAGAAGCGAUGGCCGGAGACCGAGGCCACUGGGCUCCGCUUACCCACCGACUUCUGGGGACCCCUCCCCCUCGACCUUCGCUGCCCAGGAAGUUAAAUCGGCCAGAGUCAGUGGAGACGAGGCGCCACGCCCCCUCCCCAAUCUGAGCUCGCGCACCCUCUCUGCGGAGCAGAAGCAGCACUGCGCCCUGACGCUCACAUCUUCAGUGUUAAGGAGAACUUCGGGGCGGGAGGGGGGAUUGGUGGUGGCGGCGGCGACAAAGCGGAUACGAAACCAGGAGGCUAGGCAGACGUGGGGAGCUGGGGCGGCGAGAGGGGCAGAGGCGGCAACCCAGGGACCGUCGCGGCCCGGGGGAGCUUGUGGCGGUCAUGGGCGAGCCGGCCGUGGGGCGUCCAGGAGCCGGCUGAGCACCCUCCCCUGGGCGUGGGCGCGAGUCCACCGGAGCCCACCGCCGUCCCGUGAGGAUCUGGCCUCGGGGCCGGGCCAUGGCCGGCCGAGGUUGCAGCUGCACCCCAGGCCACUUGAACGAGGACAACGCGCGCUUCCUGCUGCUCGCCGCGCUCAUCCUGCUCUACCUCUUGGGCGGCGCCGCGGUCUUCUCGGCGCUGGAGCUGGCGCACGAACGCCAGGCCAAGCAGCGCUGGGAGGAGCGCCUGGCCAACUUCAGCCGCAGCCACAACCUGAGCCGCGAAGAGCUGCGCGGCUUCCUCCGCCACUAUGAGGAAGCCACCAGGGCUGGAAUCCGCAUGGACAACGUCCGCCCGCGCUGGGACUUCACUGGCGCCUUCUACUUCGUGGGUACUGUCGUGUCCACCAUAGGGUUUGGGAUGACAACUCCAGCGACAGUCGGAGGAAAAAUCUUCCUGAUCUUUUAUGGCCUCAUUGGGUGUGCGAGCACCAUCCUGUUCUUUAACCUCUUCCUCGAGCGCCUGAUCACCGUCAUCGCCUACAUCAUGAGAUCGUGCCACCAGCGCCAGCUGCAGAGACGGGGGGCCCUGGCGCAGGACAGCCUGAAGGCCCCAGGGAAGAGGGAGCCAGACAGCUUGGCCGGCUGGAAGCCCUCGGUGUAUUACGUCAUGCUGAUCCUGUGCUCGGCCUCGGUGCUCAUCUCCUGCGGGGCCUCAGCCCUGUACGCCUCCAUGGAAGGCUGGAGCUACUUUGACUCCCUCUACUUCUGCUUUGUGGCUUUCAGCACCAUCGGCUUUGGGGACCUCGUGAGCAGCCAGAAUGCCCAGUAUGACAGCCAAGGUCUCUACCGCUUGGCCAACUUCAUCUUCAUCCUCAUGGGCGUCUGCUGCCUGUACUCCCUGUUCAAUGUCAUCUCCAUUCUAAUCAAACAGUCAGUGAACUGGAUCCUGAGGAAAGUGGACGGUGGGUGCUUCCGUCAAUGCCAAAGACGACUCUUGCAGUCCCGGAGGAACGCGGUGAUGCCGGGCAGCGUCCGAAACCGGUGCAACAUCUCCAUAGAAACAGACGGGGUGAUGGAGAGUGACACGGAGGGGCGCCGUCUCUCAGGGGAGAUGAUCUCCAUGAAGGACUCUAACAAGGUGGCACUGGCCAUCCUCCAGAAGCAGCUGUCCGAGAUGGCCAAUGGCGGCCCCCACCAGGCCAGCUCACUGUCCCAAGAGGACGAAUUCUCAGGGGGGAUCGGGGCCUUUGCAAUAAUGAACAACAGACUGGCAGAGACCAGUGGGGACAGGUAGAAGUGAGCAGUGGCUGCUGGGCACAGAGGCUUAGGGAUGAGUGGAGGGUGAGGGACUGUCAUCCACAAGAUGCACUCAGCCCUGAGCCUGCUGGCUUCGUCCAGGGAGCCAAUCCCAUUAGCUCCUCAUGCUCAACUUUUGAAAUCUGGGCCUCAACCAUGGCCACCUCCCAGGGCUGGGGCAAUGGGAAACCUCCCCACCCAUCCCCUUAGCUUUACUCUUUAAGUCUAAAUCUAAUCUUUUCAAAAUGAAUCACAAACACAGCAUAAGAUACUGCCUUAUAGCUUCAUUCAUGUUCCUCCAAAGCUUUGCAGGAGACAAAUUUUACUGAAGCCUUGACUCCCUCUGGUGUAUUCUUCACUUCUGGUUGAAAACUCUAAUUGUUCCUGGGAUUCUGAAUGGCUGAAUUCACCACCUCACCCAGCCACUUGAAGAAAAAGGGAAGAAUGUUCCAGAAUCUGCCUGGCCUGCCUUUUGGCUGGGCUUCCUUCUGAGCAGAUUUGACCAUGUUUCCAUAGAUAGGGAAAAUACUCUUCAUACACAUUUCUCAGACUUUUGUUUUCCUUUUCUGUUAAUUUUGAAGACCGGACUGCUCAGCUAAGGAAUCCUGGGACCUCAGUGUGAUAAGAAAGCUGAAUUCAGCUUUAGGCCUUUGAACUGCAACAAAAUGGCGGUAGGGCUGGGAAAGAGGAGAGACUCACUUUUGUAACUAAAGAACAUAGUUUAACAUUUUCUCCUUGAAUGGUCACGUAGACCAUCUCAUUUUUACCAGGGCUUGGGGCCUAUUGCAGAGAAAAUGACUAUUUAUUAGAACUGAAAAUUUAAUAAAUUCUCAUUUUAUUAACUAA